This is a messenger RNA of Photinus pyralis (common eastern firefly), 2235 nucleotides long. RefSeq lists its product as uncharacterized. Bases 127 to 1899 code for a protein of 590 amino acids. NCBI's taxonomy places the organism in Eukaryota, Metazoa, Arthropoda, Insecta, Coleoptera, Lampyridae. The record is from RefSeq and is a predicted model, not a curated record. Gene Ontology annotation, cellular component: cytosol. The transcript has 2 exons.
CUUUCACCCAAAUGUCAUCGCAAACCCUUUGCUACACAAUGUAAGAUUCCCGUUCGUCAAACUCUUCAUCUUUGCAUCACCAGCCUGUGGGCUUUAUUAAAAACUGUUAAAUUCCCACGCUUCUAAAUGGCUCAAUCUCGACCAAGUCCGGAAAAUGUCUUAAGGGAAGUGCGACAAAGCUUGGAAACCUUAAGUUAUCAGUUACAAUCGGAACUAAUUACAAAUCCCCGGGAUCAAGAAAAGCACAAGACAAAAAUGAAACUGGCACUAAUUGAUUUAGAAGCAAUGGAUAGGAGACUGCUUGAAACUUGCAAUUCAUUAAUGGAGGAGGAACAAGAUGACCUGGAGUCAAACUUUGGAGUUAGCUUAAAGCUGGAAAUGGCACAGAGCGCACUGUCCAUGCUCAAAGAAAAACACAGCAGCCUUCGGAAGGAGUGGUACAGCCAAGACGAACAUUUGCGUAAACUGACCAAGAAGAUAUGCGACACAGAGAAGCAGUUCAAGUCUCAAAGGAUAGCGUGUGCGACACAAGGAUUGCUCUUUAGUAAAGUUCUGUGGAAGUUCUCUAAGAGCAACAAUCUGUUGGAAAUAAUUGUAUCGCAUGAAAACUUAGUGCUCGAUUUACUCAAAAUUUAUACCAGCACCCUAUGUGGGUUCACUAACGAAUCUAUGAAUACCUCCUCGGAUGACUAUCAGUAUUUGCUUAGCCUCACCGGAAUCAUCAACAAUUUUGCAACAAUUCCCGAUGGAAGAUUCUUCUUAAUCAAUCAACCGAUAUGUCAAAACGCUAUUAACCAGGUGAUCAAAAGUAUUCCUCAGAUUCAAUCUCCGCUAGGUGAAGAUCUAAAGUUUCUUCUACUUACACUGCUGUACAACAUAAUGAUCUGCAAAGAAGGUGAAGAAGUUAUCCGUAACGAUUGUUGUUUAAAUUACAGUUUAACGAGUUGCAUAUCUCCCCCUCAGUCGGCUCGACUCACGAUAUUAGCAAUGAAAAUUAUGAAAGGUGCAGAGAAACGGUAUUGUCCUGUUGAAGCGAUUACAAAGUUGCGUAGUGGAUCACCGACAGAGUCUAGAAAGGAUGAAGCGAAACUUAAGAAGGACUGUUGUGCAAAAGAUGGAGUGGUGAGAAAGAUCAGUAGAAUGAGACCUACAGAGGGUGCAUACCCCAAUAAUAUUUUGGCAUACUAUCUACUUACUAAUACAUAUUUUCCUUGUGCACCCAGUAACAAUAAUCAUGCAACACUAACUGAAGCAAGUUCAUCCAGAAGCGAAACCCGUGCAUGCGAAAUGUCAGAUUUGCAACCCCGGCGAAUCGUGAAUGAGAGCAAGUCAACAUCCAUGAGUCGCGUUUUAGUAAACUUGCGAGAAAUUGGUCAAGGCAUCAGUGAUGAAAUACACUCGAUGCGAUAUCAACUUCCCAAUUCAAAUUUGGGUAGAACCUUUUCGAUAACCAUUGGCGACAACCUUCAAAUCUCCAUACCAGCUGGUAAUCUCACUAAGUUAUCGGGUGGGUGCUGUUUUGGUGAUGAUAUCAAAAAUACGUCCAUUGUGACGGUGUACAGGAAAGACGAUGGUCAGUUAAAUACGUUUUCAGACAAUACAAUUUUGCCAUUCGUCACAGUCACCUGCAAUGACGCUUCUACGGCCAUUGAUGAGUCCAAAGCUGCGACGGAAGUCAUAGACGUGGGUCAAUUUAAAACGGAUAUAGGCGAUGAAGAUGUUCAGUCGACGUCAAUCCGUGGCCCAACCUUUAACCGAAAGAAGUUACAUAAGAAGAAACGGGUUCGUAAAUUGAUUGCCAAGACGUCUUAUUUCAAAAGAAAGCGAUCUUUUAAGAGAACGAGUAAGAGCACGCGGGGGAGGUCGAGUUGUAUUAAUUCAGACGCUAGCGGACGUUAAAAAACAACGAAAACAUGGUGGAUUUUGGAUUACUUGACCAAGAUCUGGGUUCUCCACUAAAAUAUAAAAAUGCGCAAUAACACAAUACAGGUACAGUGUCUGCUAAAAUUUGUGAUAUAUAGGAGAAUUGUAAAAAAUACGUGUUUGUGACUAUGAAUACCUAUGUGUGCUUAAAAUAAUUUAUUUUCUGCAAGGGUGCACAAUUUAGUUUCAAAGGGAAUACAUAAUAUGCAUAACGUGGUGGAUUUAGUAUAUGCGGGUGUUUUUAUCAAAAUAUCACAAUACCAUUGUCUCGUUUCUUUUGACACAUUUGUCUUGGCAACUUACCUUUGUGAU